AUGACUGCCGAUCGAGUGCAAGUUGUUUUUAUCGGCGCUGCCGGUGAAAUGUGCCGUGUGGCAAUCGAACGUUUUGCUAUGGCAAGCAAUGCCUCACUUGUUCUCGCGGACAUCAAUACAAAGGCUCUAGAGCCACUCGUCGCCAAGCUGCCCAGCGAGCGUGUCAUCACCCAAAAGCUAGAUCUAUUUAAUGAAGCCGCUUUGGAUGAGAUAGUUCAGGGUGCUUCUCUUGUUGUUCUUGGAGCAGGGCCCUAUUCACGAACAUCCAAACCGGUUUUGGAGGCCUGUCUAAAGCGGAAGGUGCCUUACCUUGACUUUGACGAUGAUGUAGAGAGUACCACGGCUGCUUUGAGUUUACACGAUCUAGCCAAGAAGGCGAACGUUCCGUUCUAUAUUGGCUGCGGCGCCUCGCCAGGGAUGAGCAACGUUCUAGUUGUUGAUGCAACUCAGAACCUUGACACUGUUGACACCAUUGACAUUUGCUGGCUAGUUGGUGAUGAGCGUCCAGGUAUAGGGAAAGCAGUACUUGAGCAUCUCAUGCACAUUGCUGCCGGUCCUUGCUUAACCUGGGCUAAUAAUAAACCGACUCUUAAUGAAAGUUGGGUCGAGACAGCGUAUGCUCCUAUGGUUGGUCAUGUUGGAGAGACACUCUUGCAUGAGACAGCACAUCCAGAGCCUGUUACUCUCCCGCGGAUCUUUCCUAGUGCUAGUCGAAUUCGUUGCCUAGGUGGCCUAGAUCCCGCGCCCUUCAACGGCAUUGCUCGUGGGCUUGGUGUUGCAGUCCGUCGUGAAGCACUAUCUCUGAGUGAGGCCGUCGACUUCGUAUCUAAUUUGAUUAAUAAUCCUCCCUCCACCAGUGGAUGGACUGAAAUGUUCAGUGGACUUAGCGCACACAUGCGCGGUGGGGAUAUCAGCGUCAAGGAGCUGUGGCAGCUAGUAUCAUACGGUGCCCAUGCUUUAGGGCCAUGGCGCUACGCUCUCAUGGGCAUGAUUGAUCAAAUUAGGAGCGGUGAAUGCACAACUGGGGAGAUUCUGAGCUUUGUUAUCUCCUCCGUCCGCGGCCAGACAGCGCAAUACCGUGGCAGUCUUCUCGUUCGAGCCGUGGGUACUCGCAAUGGCCACCCCGCGAUGGUGAUCAAGCGGACAGCAAAAUGUGGCAAAGACUCCUUCCUAAUGAAGGACAUGGCAGCUAUUACUGGCAAUGCAUGUGCUGCCUUCAUAAUAAUGGCACUUGAGGACGGCCAGAAACGGGCUGGCGUUUUUGCACCUGAAGAUUGGGCGGCGCCUAAUGUCUUUUACAGCGCCCUCGAGAAGUUCGGUACUCCGCGAGAAGAAAUAGUCGAGUCUCUCAUAGCUUAA
Talaromyces proteolyticus is the source of this 1359-nucleotide messenger RNA. Its product is annotated as Saccharopine dehydrogenase-domain-containing protein. The record is from RefSeq and is a predicted model, not a curated record. The coding region runs from base 1 to 1359 and encodes 452 amino acids. The transcript has a single exon. NCBI's taxonomy places the organism in Eukaryota, Fungi, Ascomycota, Eurotiomycetes, Eurotiales, Trichocomaceae.